This is a messenger RNA of Nerophis lumbriciformis (worm pipefish), 819 nucleotides long. The record is from RefSeq and is a predicted model, not a curated record. Lineage: Eukaryota; Metazoa; Chordata; Actinopteri; Syngnathiformes; Syngnathidae.
AUGUCGCCAUCGGAUGACACUUUGAAGAUGUAUUCCCUGAAGGGAAAAGUGACCCUAAUCACAGGUGCCAGUUCAGGUAUCGGCGCAGGUACAUCGGUCCUGUUUGCUAAACUGGGAGCUGUGUUAGCUCUCAAUGGCAGAGAUGUCGAGAAUCUAAAGAACGUGGCCAAGGAAUGCACAAAGAGUGAUGGAGGAGCUGAGCAGCCCUUGCUCGUGCCCGGCGACUUGACAGAUGAGGACACAGUCAACAGGAUUGUAGAGGAAGUCAUUGCGCGCUUCGGCCGCCUGGACGUCUUAGUGAACAACGCCGGCAGCCUGGCCAUUGGGGGCACCGAGAUGUUAGAUCUGGCGACUUACGACAAGGUCAUGAACAUCAAUGUCAGAGCUGUGUACCACCUGACCAAACUGUGUGUGCCCCAUCUGGUCAAGACUAAAGGCUGCAUCGUCAAUGUAUCCAGUGUCAAUGGACAAUGUUCGUCCUCUGCCGCGCUGGCCUAUUGUAUGUCCAAGUCUGCCAUUGACCAAUUCACUCGCUGCAUCGCUCUGGAACUGGCGUCUAAGCACGUUCGAGUCAACUCUGUGUGUCCUGGUUUGAUUGUCACAGAAGUACACAAGAGAGCAGGACUGGAUGAAGAGCAAUAUGCUAAGUUUCUUGAAAGUUCUAAGCAGAUGCACGCACUGGGCCGAUUUGGCGAAGUGGAUGAGGUGGCCCACAGCAUCGCCUUCCUGGCAUCAGACGCUGCGAGUUUCAUUACUGCAGUCAACCUCUUCAUUGAUGGGGGUCGCCAUGCUAUGAGUCCGCCAUCACAGUAUAAAUGA